Labeo rohita (rohu) is the source of this 5511-nucleotide messenger RNA. It is a transcript of the gene htr2aa, whose product is annotated as 5-hydroxytryptamine (serotonin) receptor 2A, genome duplicate a. The transcript is spliced from 3 exons. NCBI's taxonomy places the organism in Eukaryota, Metazoa, Chordata, Actinopteri, Cypriniformes, Cyprinidae. Gene Ontology annotation, cellular component: plasma membrane; dendrite. Gene Ontology annotation, molecular function: neurotransmitter receptor activity; G protein-coupled serotonin receptor activity. Gene Ontology annotation, biological process: chemical synaptic transmission; G protein-coupled receptor signaling pathway, coupled to cyclic nucleotide second messenger. The record is from RefSeq and is a predicted model, not a curated record. Bases 370 to 1845 code for a protein of 491 amino acids.
GAGAGAGAGCGCACGCUCAACUAUCAGGUCAUCCAGCUCGUAAAAUCUGUUGUGCUCUGACAACGAGAACAGAGAGGAGCAAAAGACUUCACUUAACAGACACAACACUCACUGUGCUUUGAGAAAUGCACGGAUUAUGGGAACAACAUUUCAUCUUCACACCUCACAUUUUCAAUUUUUUAGGCUUUUCGGUGACAGUAAAAGAGUAGCAGGAAGUGUUUUCAAAGAGGACAGAAUGAAGCAAACCUCUGGACUCAAUGGCUGGAUGAAGGAUGCUAUGAAGAAAAGAAGGAUACCUGACCUCUAACCGAACUUGGGAGGUAAAAAACUUUUGUCUUCAAGAAUCUAUCAGCGCUAAUUAGGGACAUUAUGAACUUGGAUGCCAACAUUUCAAAACCUGAGCCUAAAAGUGUCUUCACCUCUUCGAACCUAAUGCCCUUUGACCCUGACACCUGGACACCGAGCCCGGACAUCAUGAUGGGUAAUGUGGUUCGCAACAGUUCGUUUGGCUGUAACAGAAGUUGGGCUGACACAGAAGCAUCUCUCUUUCCCAAUCUAUCCAUCAGCGGCACUUCCAGUGAAAAAACAGAACCGCUGGCGUGGCAAAGAUGCAACAGCGAGACGAGUAAAGAGGAGUUAGUUCGGAAAAACUGGGCUGCGCUACUGAUUUUGGUUGUGGUCAUUAUUACGGUUACGGGGAACAUUUUAGUAAUCAUGGCUGUCAAUCUGGAACGAAAACUGCAAAAUGCCACCAAUUACUUUCUCAUGUCACUGGCAGUGGCAGAUAUGCUUCUGGGACUUCUGGUCAUGCCUGUCUCCAUGGUGACCAUUGUGUAUGAUUACUCCUGGCCCCUCCCUGCUUCACUGUGUCCCAUGUGGAUCUACUUGGAUGUUCUCUUUUCCACCGCCUCCAUCAUGCACCUGUGCGCGAUCUCCCUGGACCGUUAUGUGGCCAUCCGUAACCCCAUCCGACACAAUCGGUCAAACUCACGCUCCCGCGCCCGGGCCAAGAUCACGGCCGUCUGGACCAUCUCAGCAGGCAUCUCCAUGCCAAUCCCAGUGCUGGGUCUGCGCGAUCACACCAAAGUUUUCAAGGAUGGCAGCUGCCUAUUGACUGACAACUCUUUUGUGUUGAUUGGGUCCUUUGUGGCUUUCUUUGUGCCACUGACCAUUAUGGUGGUGACCUACUUCCUGACUAUCAGCGCUCUGCAGAGCGAGGCUACGCUCUGCCUUGAUCAACUGGUGCCCAGGCCCAAAUGGAGCGCAGGAUUCACUCUCAACUUCCUUCCUGGACCCUCAUUCUCACCCUCAGAAAAGAAACUGUUCUUGCGGCGUUCAUUGAGCCGUGAGGCAGGGGCAGAGUCAGGGGUGGUGACGCCGCCUUUCGAACGGCACACGGUGCAGUCCAUCAGCAAUGAGCAAAAAGCCUCCAAAGUUCUGGGCGUGGUCUUCUUCCUGUUCGUGGUCAUGUGGUGUCCGUUUUUCAUCACCAAUGUUUUAGCGGUGGUUUGCGAGCCGGCGACGUGCGACGCCGACGUGAUGAACGGACUGUUGAAUGUGUUUGUGUGGGUCGGUUACCUUUCCUCCGCUGUUAACCCGCUGGUUUACACGCUCUUCAAUAAGACUUACCGCUCGGCCUUCGCCAGAUACAUCCGAUGCCAAUUUCAUGAGGAGAAGAAACCGCUACAACUAAUUCUGGUCAACACCAUUCCACCGCUGGCCUAUCAGUCCACACACCUGCCGCUCACUGGAUCAAUAGGCAAUGGGGAUUUCUCUCUGCCCCUUCCCAAUAAAAACCACCAUCUGUCCAAAAGCAGCAAAAAUGAGAGUGUCAGCUGCUUGUGAACUCGCUCACAAAAUGCCAGCCGUAACCCUGGAUUUUGCUUUUGGGUUUCAUGCUUGGCAUUCUCUCCGUCUUACCUCUACAGAAAUCAGCUCCGAUUGGUCUAAAGUAUUAGUAUUCAAAGCCCGGCUGCAUCUAUGAAUGAAUAGCUUCACGGUCCAUGACUUUAUCGCAGGGUACUGAUACAUCAAAAGACCUUCAUCUGACCGGGAUCUGUCCUGACCAUAAAUGUCAGCUGAAUCAACGGGAUAAAACUUCUCUGGUUAUAAAAAUUGUAUAUAAGUGUUAAGUCAGAGUUUCGGUUUGAUGUCAAGACUUCUCGUUUUUUAUGUAGCACUUUAUAUGCCAGAGAGUCAAGUGUAAAUUCAUCGGAGAUCUGCAGUGUUUUGUUUACAGCGUCUGGUUUUUGACAACAAGUGUGGAUAACAGUUGUGAUGUGACUUUUUGUACUGCGUCAAACGAUUGAGAUGCUGUAGCCUCAUUCGUAUAAGCUGACGUUUGUGCUGCUGGUUUAUCAUUUUAGCCGGUAUUUGUAUUCAAUGAAUCUAGACAUUUGAGGCUGGUUUUUGGAACUAAACUUUACCUUAAAAGUAUGAAGCAAACUGGUGUCUAUGGUCAGAGAAUAAGGACCACCUUUAUUUUAUUAUUAGAAGUGGCAUUUUUCCAUAAUUCCUAUUAUUCUUAUGAAUAAGAACUAAAAUAACCCUAUAGAAGCCUGUUAUUACCUCAGAGUACAAAAACGAAAGAGGUUUUGAGAUGUUAAAAAUAGAAAUUAAAGUCACGUGCACACCAAAUGCAAAGUGAAUUUUCUCAUCGCAUUAUGGCUUUUGAUUACUCGCUGGAUAUUUUACGUGUCACUCAUGCGAAUAAAAUAAUUGCGUAAUGCUUCCUCCAUUUUCUGUUGCAACCGAACUGACUGGCUUUCGUGAUAUGUCAUGCAAUUUUUUUUUUUUGCUUGAGUUGAAAUUUUUAAACUUGCACAAAAGACAUAAUAUCGCGCCUUCACAGCCUGGUGCGAAUUUGCGUCUGUUUGUGUCUUUACAGUGACUUGCUGUGUGCACACCAAACAUGAAGCAAAUUUUCUCAUUGUGUUAUGCCUCUAGAAUACAUGCAGGAAUUUUUUUGUGUCACUCACGCCAAUAAAAUCAUUGCGUAAUACUUUCCUCCACCGGAGGUGUCAGGUUCUUCGCUGGUUGGCUUGCGCGACAACACAUCAUGCAAAUUUUCUGCUCGAGUUUCACCUUCAUGGCAAUCACGUCGCCCGGUGUGAAUUUGCGUCUGUUCGUGCCUUUACAGUGAGUUACACUGUGUGCACACCAAACGCAAAAUGAAUAUUCUCAUCGUGUUAAAGCUCUAGAAUACUUGCGGGACAUUUUUCACGUCAUUUGCGCAAAUAAAAUCAUUGUGUAAUGCUUUCCUCCGUUUUCCAGUAUGACCGGACGUGUCAAACUGGAUAUGUCAGUAAGUUCUUCGCUAAUUGGUUUGCCAAACUGAACAUGUCAAACUGGACGUGUUAAGUUCUUCACUGAUUGGCUUGCAUGACAACACCUCAUGCUAAUUUUCUGCUCGAGUUGAAAUUUUUCAACUUGUGCGGAAGACACUAUAUUUGGUGCGAAUUUGCAUCUGCCUUUACGGUGAAUUAUACUGUGUGCACACCAAACGCGACGCGAAUAUUCUGUGUUACAGCUCUAGAUUACUUGCGGGAUGUUUUUCGUGUCACUCAUGCAAAUAAAAUCACUGCAUAAUGCUUUCCUCCAUUUUCUGAUGCAACUGGACUGAUUGGCUUGCAUGACAACGUCAUGAAAAUUUUUUUUUUUGCUUGUGUUGAAACUUUUCAACUUGCACGAAAGACGCAAUGGCAAUUGUGUCACCUGGUGUGAAUUUGCAUCUGUUUGUGUCUUUACAUGACUUAUGCUGUGUGCACACCAAACUUGAAGCGAAUAUUCUCAUUGUGUUAUGGCUCUAGAUUACUUGCAGGAUGUUUUUUUGUUUCAUUCCCGCAAAUAAAAUCAUAGCGUAAUGCUUUUCUCCAUUUUCUGAUGCAACCGGAUGUGUCAAACUGGAUGUGUGAAUAAGUAUUUCACUGACUGACUUGCGUGACAUGUCAUGCAAAUUUUCCGGUUGAGUUUAAAUUUUUUCAACUUGCCUCGUCGACGCAAUUGCGUCACUUGGUGUGAAUUUGCGUCUGUUCACAUCUUUGCAGUGACUUAUGCUGUGUGCACACUAAACGCAAAGCAAAUUUACUUAUCGUGUUAUGGCUUGAUUACUCGCAGGAUGUGCAAAUAAAAUCACUGCAUAAUGCUUCCCUCCAUUUUCUGAUACAACCGGAUGUGUCAAACCAACACUAUCUCAGGACCAAUUCGUACGUAUUUUACCAGGUGGCUAAUUUGUAUGACACGUCAUUUGUAUUUUUUGCUCAAAUUUGUUAACUUGUAUGAAAGACGUGAUAUCCAAUCGCAUCGUCCAAUACGCAUUACUCGCGUCGCCCUUUUGUGUAUUUGUGUCUUUGCAUUGAAUUUGUAUGUCAUCUACUUGUGUAAUUAAAUUCGCUUUUGGUGUGCACACACCAUUAGUAUGUAAUCUACGUGCAUGAAAAAAUUAAAAUUCGCUUUUGGUGUGCACCCACUAUUAUGAUCACCAAGGCUGCAUUUAUUUGAUCAAAAUACAGUAAAAACAAUAAUAUUGUUAAAUAUUAUUACAGUUUAAAAUGACUGUUUUCUAUUGUGAUGUAUUUUAAAUGUUAUUUAUUCCUGUGAUGAAGGAACUAAACUUUCAGCAUUUAUUACUAUAGCCUAUAUCCUUCAGAAAUUGUUCAGAUAUGCUUAUUUGGUGAUCAAGAAAUAAUUCUUCUCAUUAUCAGUGUUGAAACAGUUGCUGCGUAAAAUUGUUGUGGAAACUGUUCAUUUUUUCAGUAUUCUUUGAUGAAUAUAAAGUUCAGAAGAACAGCAUUUAUUUGAAAAAGAAAUCUGGUACCAUUAUAAAUGUCUUUACUGUCACUUUUGGUCUGUUAUAAAGCAUCCUUGCUGAAUAAUAGUAUCUAUUCCUUUCAAAAAAAUGUGUAGUGUAUAAAUCCACAGCUGAUGCAAAAUCACUCUGUGAGAAAUAAAGUCACAAUUACUUUAUUUUACUCUGAGGUGAAAACGGGCCUCUAUAGAAACCUUUCUUAAAUAACUAUUUUCAAAAAAACUACAAUCCAAAUCAGGAAGCAUGCUGUUUGCCCAGUGUUUUUCUGGUGGUAAACAUCAUAGCUAUUUUGGUGUACCAGCUGGACUAGCUCAAAAACUACAGGAAACCAGCAGAAACCAGCCUAGCGCAGUAUGAAAAGUCUAAGCUGCUCUUUUUUAAAAGGGAACUUAUUAUCCACUUUUUCACCUUGUCAAAAACAAUUUCUGAGAUAUUUUGGAGUUGCACAUAUUGUUCAGAAAGUGGCAGUAUUCAAACCCAACACUUACCUUUGUCAGAUUUGAAGUUCUUUGAAAACAUGCUUUUAAGAACACCUGUAAGUAUUUGGUUUUGAAAAUGUACCUCUGGAUUCAGGGUUCCAUGGCAACACGACGGGUUCAGAUCUCAGCACCUUGUGAAAACCUCUGAUCUGUUUUCUGAUUCCAUUUCCAGUGUCUGAAUUGACAGCGGUGUUGUUGUUGUUGUUAUGGUGAUGGUCAUAAACU